Messenger RNA from Lycium barbarum (goji berry), 605 nucleotides. RefSeq lists its product as uncharacterized. The record is from RefSeq and is a predicted model, not a curated record. The transcript has 3 exons. Gene Ontology annotation, cellular component: nucleus. Gene Ontology annotation, molecular function: DNA-binding transcription factor activity; sequence-specific DNA binding. Bases 79 to 522 code for a protein of 147 amino acids. Lineage: Eukaryota; Viridiplantae; Streptophyta; Magnoliopsida; Solanales; Solanaceae. Gene Ontology annotation, biological process: regulation of DNA-templated transcription.
UUCUUUUCACUCCCUUUGUUCAUUCUUAUCAUCAACAUAUUAAUAAGAGAGACCAAAAAAAGAAAAAAAUAGAGAGAGAUGGCAUCAUCAAGAAGGGUGCAAAGAAAAAUGGUUGAUCACAGUAAGCUUCACCAAUUACGAACACUUACUAACUCCAAAUCAGUUAAAAAGAGCUCUAUAAUGCUGGAUGCCUUCCUUUACAUCAUCAAGCUGAGACUCCAGCUAGAAGCUAUCCAAAGAGAGUAUCACAACUUCUUAAACCAUGUCCAAGAAGUGAAGGUGGAGAAGCUUAUUGGGACAAGAUUUUUGGUGAAAGUGACUUGCAAAAAGGAGAAAGAUGUGCUAGUAUCAAUUUUGCAGGCGUUUGAAGAGAUGAAACUAAGUGUUGCUCAAGCCAGGGUUACAAGGAAGUACUUCUUUGGGAUGGAAGCUAUUGUGGAAGCUGAAAAUGAAACUAAUUUGGAUGUAAAAGCUUUGACUAAAGCACUUCAAAUGGCUAUCCACAAGCAAAGUAUAAUGUAGUGAAAAUAUUUUGAAUAAAAUCUUGUAGGAAUAUGAUAUUGGAAUUUAUUAUAACUCAUCUAAAAUUUUAAAUUUUUAAAGAA